This is a messenger RNA of Nicrophorus vespilloides, 6708 nucleotides long. It is a transcript of the gene Pi4KIIIalpha, whose product is annotated as phosphatidylinositol 4-kinase alpha. Gene Ontology annotation, molecular function: 1-phosphatidylinositol 4-kinase activity. Gene Ontology annotation, cellular component: plasma membrane; cytoplasm. Bases 210 to 6494 code for a protein of 2094 amino acids. Lineage: Eukaryota; Metazoa; Arthropoda; Insecta; Coleoptera; Silphidae. Gene Ontology annotation, biological process: phosphatidylinositol-mediated signaling; phosphatidylinositol phosphate biosynthetic process. The record is from RefSeq and is a predicted model, not a curated record. The transcript is spliced from 18 exons.
GUCUCGCAGCGUCUCCGGUCGCUGUCAAACGCAGUAACGAGCUGUCAGUGGCAUUGUUGGAGUGUUGUUGUCAAAACAGGAGUGUUUUCAUCUGCACUGUGUGUGUGCUUUUUAUUCUUGCAGUUUAUUAUGCAGAUGAGGACAACGAAGACGACGACGCAAAUAGUAAUGAUUUAAAGGCGUCGAUAUUAUUUGAAAAGAAGGAAGCCAUGGUUUGCAGUGACAAGUUGUUCUUCCACAAGGCCGUCCAGCAUUUGGCAAGAUCUCUGGCCAAAAUCCCUUCGGCACCAUGGGAAAAGCUGGACAAACUGUUCUCGCUUUGUCCGAAGGAUACGGGAAACGGUGUGUACAGGAUCAACAACCGCGAUCAGGAUGCGAUCAUCGCUCUCGGCAUUUACCUGCUGGAGUCGGGGAUGCAGCACAAGGACAAGAUUUUGCCGUACCUGCUGGACGUGGCCAAAGCUUUGGGGAAGGUGGUGUGGCUGGACGAGGUGCGUUUGCACGCGACUGAUCGUAUACCCGUCGCGGAGAAGUUCAGCUUCUGUCUGCACACGUUGUUGAGCGAUGUGUGUUCGAGGAGCGACGACGAUCUGGAGGACAUCAUCGCCGUGCAGGUGGAGUGCCUGCGAAUGCUCACCGAACAGGUCAUCGAAUUGAAGGGACAGAGCAGCCAUUCCAGCUCGACGAAGCUGUAUCUGUGCAGAAGCACGGUGCCCGUCCUGAUUGGUUUGGCGAGGGCUAUCGGGCGGUUCUGUCCGGUGGAUCCGCCUCUAAUCGUACGACUGUACCCGAAGCCGGAGCCGCCGAUGGGUGGGCGGAACGUGCCGAAGAAGGACGACAAACCGGUGUACGAGAGGAGUUUCAGCAGUUUCCGCUCGAUAAUUCCGAGAAGCCUGUCCGGAAAUCUGACGCCAGCGUUGGACGUUUUACCCUUAAUUCCCAACACCGAUACCGUUGACUUUAACAAGAUGAAAGCAGGAAUCCAACACGCUGCUGCAGCUUCCGUCAACUACGACGCAACCACUUACUUCUUCUCCAAGUUCGGCUCCAGCUUCAAUCAGUUUCCCAACAUGAAAUUCCUCUGCGAAUCCCACGAGAAGAGCACACGUCUCUUAUUCAGUUUGGAUCAUCUUCAGAACAUUCUAUCGCUGGCCAAGAAGUUGUUGACCAAAGAAAUGCUGACGUUCCUUGACGAGCAAAGUCUUGAGAUGUACACCUCCGGCAAAAUACUGAUUUUCCCUUAUAAAACUUUUUCGGAAACCAUCAAUUUGGUCAUGGUGACUCUACUGAGGGAACUGUUGCAGCCGCAGAAGGAUCUACCAGUUCUCUUCACCAAGGAGGUGCAGGAAUUUGUCAAAGGACUAUUUUUGAACGGGCAGACGGAGUUGCAGAGCCGCAAUCACGACGCAAGCGAGAGGGAGGAUCGUGAGAGCAACUUCGCGUUAGUCAACAAGUUCAAAGUGAACGUGAUGGCGAAUGCCGCGUGCGUUGAUCUUCUCGUCUGGGCGAUUGGCGACGAAACAGUUGACGAAGAGUAUAGCAUUGCAGCUCUUUCGCACGCGUUAACAAUUAUCUUAGGGGCUGACAGUCUUUGCGGACGGCUGACGGAGAAGAUCAAUUCGAAUCAUGGACACAAGCUGGUGAUGGCGCACAUGCCGCUGCUGAUGGUGUGUUUGGAAGGACUCGGAAAGUUGGCGCAGAAAUUCCCAAACAUCGCCUCAACUUCAAUUUACUGUUUACGUGAUUUCCUUAUAACUCCAUCGCCGAUUUUGAAUAAGCUGCAUCGACAAGCGGCGGACAACGAUGCCAAAGGGAACAAAGAUAAUUUGAAGAUUUGCAUUCAAGGGAACGUGCUGAAGACGGAGGAGGUGAAGACGCUUACGCCGGCUCAGGCUGGUUUCGAGAAGCUCCGUGAUGCGGCCAUCGAGAAUUUGUGCUACGCCUUGGAGUCGGCGCACACUUUGGACCCGGACGUCGUGAGGGCUUUGGUAGCGGCGGUUUCGAACAGGCUGUUCACAGCGGAGAAGAGUAGCAGCGAAUGCGGUUUGAUCUCGACGAACAUCGUGAUUAUGUUGGGACACGUCGCCGUUUCUAUGAAAGGUGUACCGAAGACUACCGACACUAUUCUGCAAUUCUUUCAGCAGCGCUUUUGUCGCGUAGCAGAUUCAUCGCUGAACACGUUGAUUGUCGAUCAGUUGGGUUGCAUGAUUAUAGCGCAGUGCGAGCCGCACGUUUACGAAACCGUCAUGAAGAUGUUCACGAUGAUCACGGUGGAGAGCAGCAACACGACGUACUGUAAUCUAACUGAUGAUAAGACUCAGUACAUAAACGUUUCGAGGGCUGUGAUCAACGCUCUGGCUAACAUCGCGGCAAACAUCCAAGCCGAAUCAUUGAACGGACUACUGGUGACUCUUCUGGAACUCUUCGUGCAGCUGGGACUCGAAGGUAAAAGAGCCAGCGAGAAAUCGCCGGGCGCUACGAAAGCUUCAAGCUCUGCAGGUAAUCUAGGUGUUUUAAUACCAGUAAUUGCCGUGCUGCUGCGGCGUUUACCUCCUAUAAGAAAUCCGAAACCGCGUUUGCAUAAACUCUUCAGGGACUUUUGGUUGUACUGCGUGAUCAUGGGAUUCACCGCUUCCGAUUCGGGAUUGUGGCCGAAAGAGUGGUACGAAAGUGUGCGGGAGAUUGCGGUGAAAACGCCCGCUUUAGUCUCGCACACAUCAAGCAGAUCGGAGAUGCGCGAGCUGCAGUACACGAGCGCCGUCCGUAACGACAGCGUCUCGAUAACCGAAGUGCACGAGUUGCGAUUGCAGAUUUUGGAAUUGCUCAAGGGAUCGACGGAUGUCACCACGUACGUGAACAAAUUCUCGUUCGCAGAGUGCUCCUUUCUCUUGAGCGUGUACUGGGUGGAGACGCUGCGCAUCUCGAACUCGGUGGAGCCGAACCUGCAGAUCAUCAUCGUCGAGUACUUGAGCGAUUCGGCGCUGCAGAAGGAUAAGGCUGGCAUGUGGAACUGCGUGUUCAGCGUCUGCGAAAAGGUCUUCGACAAGUUCUUGGAAGUGAUGCGCAAUAAGCCAAAGGAUAGGGCGAGAGAAACCGAUUUGGAGGAGCACGCGCAAUUCUUGCUGGUGAAUUUCAACAAUCCGCAAAAACAGAUCAGACGCGUCGCCGAUAAAUUCUUGUCCAUGCUCAUCGACACGUUUCCCCAUUUAUUAUGGAACAAAAGGGUUUUAUGGACUAUGCUGGAUAUUCUUCAGGUGCUUGCGUUUUCUCUACAUUUAGACCCGAACCAGGAGAAUCCGAUGUUGCGCAUCAAGAACACGCACUAUUCCAUACAAUUGAUGGACACUCUGGAUGCUCGAGAGAGCAUUGUGAAAGAUUUCGCCGCGAACGCUGAACGUAUUCUGAAGGAGGCGAUGAAGUGGGAGCCGCAUUGGACUAGAUCGCAUCUGCAGGAAUACAUCAAUUUAACGCAAUCUUCGGGGAAGAAUCAUGCAGGACUUUCUCUGGCCAUGGAGUGCGUACAUCAGUACGGACCAAACAACUUCAACAGCGUGACUUUGACGGGCGGGAUGCUAGAUAAGAGACCCAAGUGCGUUAAGAACGACACCUCCAAGUUCAUCACUUUGUUGACGUUGAGGUCAAAAUACAGCGGAGAGUUGACUGGAUUGCUGGCUUUCUGCGGAGAAGAGAAACGCGAAGAGUUGACGGAACAACUGCUGGAAAACGUGUGGAGCGCUUGCAAGAGUAGAUCGGACGCGGCGCAUCGGGAGGCGCUUUGGCGCGCGACCGCUAUGCUCAUUUCGACUCCGAAGCUUAACAGGAAGAUAUUGCAUUGCAUAGCCAGUUCGCAGGUGGAGCUCUUCACCGUCGAGGCGAUGAUCACGGCGGUCGCGUGUUGGCAAUGGUUGAUUACGGCUCGUCAAGACGUCGAACUGCGUUUUCUGCAGGAGAUGCUCUCCGCCUGGUCGUACACCGUGCAGAAACGGAUGGGGUUGUUCUCUCUGACGAAGGAGGAAAUUAGCCCUUUGGCUUAUUAUGAAGGCGCCAAAUUGGAACCGGAUCCUCCUUUCGUUAAACCGCACGCCAUUUGGGUGCAGUUCAUCUGCGAGAUGGUGGAAACGGCGAAAUAUAGCAGCUACGAGAAGGUGGAAUUGCUGGCUUCGCUCAUCCAUCGCUCUCUGGCGAUGAGCGUCGGCGCAGCUGUUCCCUGCCAAACAAGGGACGUUUCCUCCGUUGGAGUACGUUUCAAAUUGCUGCAAUGCGGAUUAUCGCUACUGCAGGGCGACAUCUUGCAAAAAUCUCUUGCUAAAAACGUUCUGCGCGAGAGGAUCUACUGCAGCUGCUUAGACUAUUUCUGCCGCCCGGUGCGUUGCCCCACGCAAGAUCUUUCUCUGUUGCGCGAAGACAUCAGCACUUUGGUGCGUUUCUGGCAGACAAUGCACUCGGACAAGAAGUACUUGAAAGCUUCCGAUGUUGGCGAUUUAGAUCUAGGCACCUCGUCGACGCUGUCCGCCAUCCAGAACGUGGAGUUAGCAAAGAGUAGCGAGAUGAGCAAACCGGCUGCUGGAUGGAUCAACACGGUGCCGCUUUCUACCAGCACGGCCACCCUCAGCAAACGCUCGAGCAAGUCGAAGCGCGCCCCUAUGGCCGACAACUUCGUCAAGUGUUACAUCAAGAAACGUAAUUUGAUUCUUGAGUUGUUGGCUGUCGAGAUUGAGUUUUUGAUCGUCUGGCAUAAUCCCAGUUCAAGGGCCGAGUAUUCUUUACCCGGUGAGAGUAACGUUGCUGCAUGGAGGGACAAAGCCAUCACCGAUAAGCAGUGGCGCGAUUACACUCGAUUGGCAUGGGAUAUUUCUCCGGUGUUGGCCGUCUACUUGCCGGAGAGGCUCAAGUGCAACGAUGCCAUCAUCAGCGAGAUCAGGCACCAGGUCCAUCAGAAUCCGGACGCGGUGCGACACGUCCCAGAGGCAUUGCAAUACUUGGCAACUACUGAUACCAUCCUCAGCGAUAGCCCCAAACUGGUGCACAUGCUCACGUGGGCCAGAGUCACUCCCAUACAGGCUUUGUCGUUCUUCAGUCGUCAAUUCCCGCCGCAUCCCAUUUCCGCGCAAUACGCAGUGCAUGCGUUGACCUCUUACCCAGCGGACGCCGUCCUCUUCUACAUUCCCCAGCUCGUUCAAGCAGUCCGACACGACACAAUGGGUUACGUGACCGAGUACAUUAAAUACGUGGCGCAAAAAUCGCAGAUCGUCGCCCAUCAACUCAUUUGGAACAUGAAAACCAAUUUGUACAUGGACGAGGAUAUGCAGAUCAAAGAUUCACUCUUCGAUGUUCUGGAAUCUCUAAUUGGUAGUAUAAUCGCUGCGCUUUCCGGGCCGGCGAAGCAGUUUUACGAGCGCGAGUUCGAUUUCUUCGAUAAAAUUACGAACAUCAGCGGUGAAAUCCGACCGUAUCCGAAAGGGGUUGAAAGGAAGAGGGCAUGUCUGGAGGCGCUCAGUAAGAUCAAGGUGCAGCCGGGAUGCUAUUUGCCCAGUAAUCCGGAGGCGAUGGUCGUCGACAUCGAUUUCAAGAGCGGAACUCCAAUGCAGAGUGCGGCCAAAGCGCCUUACCUCGCCAGAUUUAAAGUGUCCAGGUGCGGCAUAAACGAACUAGAGACAUCAGCGAUGGCCUACUCGACCAAUCCGGAUGAGAAAUUAUCGUUGGGACCGGAGAUGUGGCAGGCUGCGAUCUUCAAAGUUGGAGAUGACGUGCGACAAGAUAUGUUGGCGCUUCAGGUCAUCGGUAUCUUCAAGAACGUUUUCCAAACUGUCGGUUUAGAUUUGUACUUGUUCCCCUACAGAGUCGUAGCUACAGCUCCUGGCUGCGGAGUCAUUGAAUGCGUGCCAAAUGCCAAGUCGCGCGAUCAGCUGGGCAGGCAGACGGAUAUCGGGAUGUACGAGUACUUCCUGAAGAAGUACGGAGACGAGGGAUCGCAGGAUUUCCAGAGGGCGCGUCGGAAUUUCGUCAUCUCGAUGGCAGCGUACAGCGUUGUCGGAUUCCUGCUGCAGAUCAAGGAUCGGCACAACGGUAACAUCAUGCUGGACACCGAAGGUCAUAUUGUACACAUAGAUUUCGGGUUCAUGUUCGAGUCGUCGCCGGGCGGCAACCUCGGCUUCGAGCCGGACAUCAAAUUGACCGACGAGAUGGUCAUGAUAAUGGGCGGAAAGAUCGAGGCGCCCGCCUUCCGUUGGUUCUGCGAACUGUGCGUUCAAGCAUAUCUGGCGGUUCGUCCCCAUCGGGAGGCUAUCGUCUCAUUGGUCUCCUUGAUGCUCGAUACCGGCCUACCAUGUUUCCGCGGGCAGACCAUCAAACAGUUGAGGGCGCGUUUUCAGGCCAACGUUUCGGAGAAGGAGGCCGCCAUCUACAUGCUCUCCAUCAUUCGCAACAGUUUCCUCAACUUCCGGACGCGCACCUACGACAUGAUUCAGUAUUACCAAAACCAGAUUCCAUACUAAGAAGAAGAAGAAGAAGCAUUUGUUUGUCUGUCGGUUUAGAUCGCUUCCAAUUUUAAACUCUUAAUUAAUUACUAACAUAUUUAUUCGAUAUAUACAUACAUAGAUAGAUAUAUAUGUAUAUUGUAUAGUAUAUUUGAUUGUUACUUCUUUGAUGGAUGGAUAUCAAUUUUGUCUGUAGUUGGUGUACGAACCAAAUCAAAAAAAAAAACGAAAG